UAUAUACGAUAUAUCAAACUGUAGUAGGAAUCAGCUUCGAGAUAGAAGAUCUGCUAGAUACUCUAAGAAGAAAAGAAAGAUGAUGGAUGCAGCCUCUAUUAAAGAGAGAUUUUUGACAACCGGUUGCUCGAGACUGGAUGCAAAACUCGGGGGUGGCGUACCUUGCAGGGGUAUCACGCAGCUUUAUGGUGCUGCCGGCACUGGAAAGACACAGUUGGCUCUGCAGUUGUGCCUCACCGUCCAACUGCCGAUAACCGCUGGCGGUCUCGGCGCUGGUGCCAUAUACAUUUGCACAGAAACUGCUUUUCCUUCAAAACGGUUGCAACAAUUGUUGAAGAAGUCAGAGAUAGCCAAAACUCAUUCUGUGAAUGGGGAUGUGAUACUUGUGGACCAUAUAGUUACUAUUGAAGAGUUGGUAUUGUGUCUACAACGCAAAGUUCCAGUACUGAUGAAUGCUCGUAAAAUAGGAUUGUUAAUUAUCGAUUCUAUAGCUGCCCCUUACAGAGUAGAGGAUUGGAAAGAUGAGCUACAAGGUAGAACUAAGAGGAUCAUCGGAAGGCAAUUACACGAACUUUGUAAAAAUGAUGAUUUGUGCGUGAUCUGCAUUAAUCAGGUUUCUACAGUUAUAGAUAGUCAUAGACUUAUUUCUGAAGAUGCGAAUGAGCAGCCAACUUUAGGAUUCACAUGGUCGAGUAUGAUAACCACCUCUAUAUAUUUCUACAGAAGACUAUCCUCGCGAUAUGCUUGCGUAAUGCUUGCUUCACAUUUGCCGAGGAUUACUUUUCAGUUUGAGGUGGAAGAAUCUGGUGUCAGGGCGGCUGACUAAAAUCUGUGUUGUA
This is a messenger RNA of Mycetomoellerius zeteki, 839 nucleotides long. Its product is annotated as DNA repair protein XRCC3. Gene Ontology annotation, biological process: resolution of mitotic recombination intermediates; telomere maintenance via recombination; double-strand break repair via synthesis-dependent strand annealing. Gene Ontology annotation, cellular component: replication fork; Rad51C-XRCC3 complex. Gene Ontology annotation, molecular function: ATP-dependent DNA damage sensor activity; four-way junction DNA binding; ATP binding. The record is from RefSeq and is a predicted model, not a curated record. Lineage: Eukaryota; Metazoa; Arthropoda; Insecta; Hymenoptera; Formicidae. The transcript has 5 exons. The coding region runs from base 80 to 826 and encodes 248 amino acids.